Molecule: messenger RNA, 1128 nt
Organism: Tribolium castaneum (red flour beetle)
Lineage: Eukaryota; Metazoa; Arthropoda; Insecta; Coleoptera; Tenebrionidae
Product: ADP,ATP carrier protein 1
Exons: 2
Coding region: 95-985 (296 amino acids)
Biological process (GO): mitochondrial ADP transmembrane transport; mitochondrial ATP transmembrane transport
Cellular component (GO): mitochondrial inner membrane
Molecular function (GO): ATP:ADP antiporter activity
Source: RefSeq, a predicted model, not a curated record
CACAGCCAGAUGUCGUUCAACGGAUGCUGUCAUUUCUGUCAAAAUUUUAAUUGACAUUGAAUUCUCCCCAAAUUGGCUUCGUGUAGAAAGAAAUAUGGUGAAAGAAAGUUUUCUGAAAGAUUUCCUCGCCGGUGGAAUAUCGGCAGCGAUUGCUAAAACUGCUGUCGCUCCCAUCGAGCGCGUAAAGCUCAUCCUUCAGGUGCAGCAUGCUAACAAACAGAUCCCUGAAGAGAAGCGCUACAAGGGCAUGAUGGACUGCUUCAUCCGCAUUCCCAAAGAGCAAGGCGUUUUGAGCUAUUGGCGCGGUAAUUUGGCCAACGUGCUGCGGUACUUCCCCACGCAAGCUCUGAACUUCGCGUUCAAGGACGUCUACAAGCAGAUCUUCAUGGAGGGCAUCGACAAGCACACGCAGUUCUGGCGCUACUUUGCCGCGAAUUUGGCCUCGGGAGGGGCUGCCGGAGCCUCCUCUCUGUGCUUUGUCUAUCCGCUGGACUAUGCCAGGACGCGGCUUGGCGCCGACGUCGGCAAAAGCCUCGCGGAGCGCCACUACACCGGGAUGGUUGACUGCAUAGUGAAAACAUUCCAAACCGACGGACUUAUUGGGUUAUACCGCGGGUUUUUUGUAUCCGUGCAAGGCAUUAUCAUAUAUCGCGCGUCGUACUUCGGGUUUUUUGACACCGCGAAGGGGAUGCUCCCCGACCCCAAGAAUACGCCGUUCCUCCUCUCGUUCGUAAUAGCGCAGGUGGUGACUACAAUAUCGGGAAUCACUUCGUACCCUUUUGAUACGGUAAGAAGGCGCAUGAUGAUGCAGUCGGGAAGAGCCAAACACGACGUGAUGUAUAAAAAUACACUAGACUGUUGGGUAAAAAUUACGAAAAACGAGGGACCACUUGCUUUCUUCAAAGGGGCUUUCUCCAACGUCCUGAGAGGCACUGGGGCCGCUUUGGUCUUGGUUUUCUACGACGAAGUCAAAGCUUUACUCUAGACAUUCGUCUUCCGACUGUACUUGGUGGGCAACCAUAAGUAUUAAAAUUUUUGUUCUACUGUUCCGUUUUAAUUAGAUUUAAUUGUUCUUGAUGUUUUCCCUGUGUUCAUGAGUUUUGAUAAAUAAAAUUGAUACUUAAAGUA